UCUUUCACUAUGAAUGAUUCCUUUCACAAUCAUCUUCACUUAAAAUCUUAUCAAUAAUUGCAGGAGAUUCUUCACUCUUUGACAACCUUGUCCCAGAAUGCUCAGCGUGCCUGUGAGUUCCUGAAUGAUCUACCUGGGAUCAAAUGCCAACCAGCGAGGGGGGGAGUUUUUAUUUUUCCCCGUCUGCAUUUACCACCUCAGAUGGUAGAGGAGGCCAAGAUGUUAGGAGUGGAGGCAGAUGAGCUUUACUGCCAGAGGUUACUGGAGGAGGAAGGUGUGCGUUUGGGAGCCGGCAGUGAGAACGGACAAGUAGAUCCAAACUUCCACAUCAGGUUGUGUGUUUUGGCUCCUCCCGACACCCUGGAAGAGAUCUUGGCACGACUUCACUCUUUCCACCUGCGCCUGCUGGAGAGGUUUCCCUGAUUCAAGGACACAGACUCAGGGGGGAAAUACAGAAUCCUGGUCAACACUAAAUACUUUUUUAUUACUGCUAAUUGUUUGAUUGAUUAUAACUUUUUUUUGGAUGCUUCAGCCUAAAUUAUACUUCAUGACUUUUAAAACAGGAUUUAAGCUGUCCACUGACACUUUUUGAAUAUUUCAGAUUCAUCUCACCUCUUUAAAUAACAAACAUGUAACAAAUGUUUUAUUUUUCUGAAAUGCAUUUAAUGCAUAUAACACUCAGUGUUUCCAUUAAAAACACAACAUUAAAUCAAACAACAAAAUAAAUACUACAAACAUACGUAUACUAUAAACAAUGUGUAAAAUACUACUCUAGGGUCCUGCUUUCAAAACUUUACUUUAGGAAAACCAAGUGUCAUUAGAUGUAGUACUGUACUUGAAGUUUGAAGAUUAUUGGAAUGAAAUACAAAAUAAAUGUAGACUGUAAACCAUUGUGGAUUCUUCUUCUCUUUUAAAAUACUCUUUUAAAUUAUUGUAACGUGUAACUGCCAUAUUCUUGUUUUCACUCUCACCCCCUUCUACACCCCCAAAAGUCUAACACUUUGUUAUAUUUCUGUACCUGUGUUGUUUUUUUCUGGCUCUGCAGGGGUUAUGUAAGGAGAGGUGAGACAGAUGCUGGAGGGAAAAUAGAUUCCCAGUUCAAAAGCUGGCUGUGUGUGUGUGUGUGUGUGUGUGUGUGUGUGUGUGUGUGUGUGUGUGUGUGUGUGUUCACUGUCAAUCUUCUGAGUAUAAAAGCCAUACACCACACUCAGACAGACCAUCAUCCAAUCAUGAUGAAAGUGGCCCUUGUCCUGCUGUUUGCUGCCUACGCUCACGGGUGCGGCACCCCCAACUAUCCUCCCUCUGUGAGCCGCGUUGUGAACGGAGAGGAUGCUCGACCCUACAGCUGGCCCUGGCAGAUCUCUCUGCAGUAUCUCAGUGGCUCCACGUACCGUCACACCUGUGGUGGCACCCUGCUCUCCCACAACUGGGUGAUGACUGCUGGUCAUUGCAUCUGAUCUCGUACCUACCGCGUGGUGAUGGGCGAGUAUGACCUCACCAAAGAGGAGAGCAACGAGCAGAUCAGGAGUGUGGAGAAGAUCGUUGUUCACCCUGACUGGAAUGACAACUGCCUGUCCUGUGGCAAUGAUAUCGCCAUGAUCAAACUGGCCUCCUCUGUGGUUCUGAACGACAAGGUGCAGCCCUCCUGUGUGCCAGAGAGCGGAGAGGUCGCUCCUCACGACGACCCCUGCUACAUCACCGGCUGGGGGAGGAUCUACAGUGGGGGUCCCCUGGCCUCUAAGCUCCAGCAGGCUCUGCUCCCUGUGGUCAGCCACAGCGUGUGCAGCAGCAGCGGCUGGUGGGGGGGCACCGUGAAGACCACCAUGAUCUGCGGUGGCGGUGACAUCCACUCUGGCUGCCAUGGAGACUCAGGCGGCCCUCUGAACUGCAGGGGCAGGGACGGCCGGUGGUACGUGCAGGGAGUGACCAGCUUUGUCUCCUCUCGAGGAUGCAACACCCUCAUGAAGCCCACGGUGUUCACUCGCACCUCUUCCUUCACCAAGUGGAUCAGUGACACAAUGCUGCAGUACUGAAGACCUGGAGCCUUUUAACUGUCAAUAAAUCAACUUAAUCAACCA
Notothenia coriiceps (black rockcod) is the source of this 2078-nucleotide messenger RNA. RefSeq names its product proproteinase E-like. Gene Ontology annotation, biological process: proteolysis. The record is from RefSeq and is a predicted model, not a curated record. Gene Ontology annotation, molecular function: serine-type endopeptidase activity. Lineage: Eukaryota; Metazoa; Chordata; Actinopteri; Perciformes; Nototheniidae. The transcript is spliced from 10 exons.